Molecule: messenger RNA, 1605 nt
Organism: Zasmidium cellare ATCC 36951
Lineage: Eukaryota; Fungi; Ascomycota; Dothideomycetes; Mycosphaerellales; Mycosphaerellaceae
Exons: 2
Coding region: 1-1605 (534 amino acids)
Molecular function (GO): oxidoreductase activity
Source: RefSeq, a predicted model, not a curated record
AUGUCGAACCUCUACCAUAUGACGCGGUCUAUACCGGACAGUACCCCCGAGAAACCCUCCAAUUGUGACUCCGGCCUGGGUGUGAGCGAGAACGCAGCCUCUCUCUCCCUCAGCGGUCCGACCUCCCUGAUGGAGAUGCCAGCCUCGCACACUGGCAGCCUGGGACCGGAGUCCAACACGAAAAAGGUCAUUGUGGUAGGCGCCGGUAUAUCCGGGUUGCGUGCGGCAGCGGUUCUCCAGCGCCAUGGCCUCGAAGUCAUCCUCCUCGAGGGGCGAGAUAGAAUCGGCGGCAGAAUCCACACCUACCGCACGGAGAAGGGCGUUCGUGACAUUGGCGCCGCUUGGCUCCACGAAACCUCUCAGAACAGCCUUGUCAAACUCAUCUCCAAAUUGAAAAUAGACUACUACUAUGAUGACGGCCUUCCUCUGUACUUCACAGAAGAAGGACGAGCUGGCUCCCAAUUCAAAGCCAAGAAGGUGGCGGACGAAUUUGCCGAUCAUUGUGAAUGGUUUUAUGAGACAAAUCCGAAUGCGCCAGACCGAAGCGUCGCUGAUUUUGUGAACGAAUUUGUACGAAACCAUGAGCUUAUCACCGAUGACGAGCGACUAUGGGCUCCCCAGGCAGCUAAAGAAGUCGAACUGUGGUUGGGAACGGCGACCGAGCUCACGAGUUCGAAGCAUCUCAGCUAUUUCAUCACUGAGAGAAACCUUUACAUGAAGGGUGGCUAUGAUCACGUCGUGAAGUGGACAGCGGAAUCCCUGCUUGAGAGACCAGGAACCAUUCGCUUGGAACAUAUCGUGGACCGCAUCACUUGGAGCGAGGACGGAUCCAGUUCUUGCGUUGUCGACUGCCACGACACAGAAGGACGCACCGCGAGCAUCGAGGCAGACGCUGUGGUCUCUACCCUCCCUCUCGGCGUACUUCGCCAUGACCUGGUCUCGUUUAGCCCACCCCUGCCAGCCGACAUGCAGAAAGGAAUAUCAAGCUUCAGCUACGGGGCUCUUGGCAAGAUCUUCUUUGAGUUCGCCGAUGUCUUCUGGAGCAAGGACAACGACCAGUUCAUGUUCUACCCAUCUCCACCGGCUCUUAACGAAGAACUCUACGGAUCAUCUGCAAGCUCUGACAGCUUGACAGAACCUGAUUCUUGCCUGAAAUACGCAACCGUGACAAUAAAUUUGUGGAUCAUGACGGGUGCGAAUGAAUUAUGUGUCCAGGUUGCCGAGCCUUUGACCCAACGCAUCGAGGCCAUGACAGACAAACGACAGAUUUACAAGUUUUUCGAGCCACUCUUCAAGCUCUUCCGGACAGAACCAUACAAGAAGCUGCCUCCACUUCUGAACGUGGAGACGACAGCGUGGUCCCGCGAUCCAUUCGCAGGAUUCGGCACGUACUCUGCCGAUAAGGUCGGCGAUGAACCCGAGCUGCUGAUGGACGCUCUGGAGAACCACAAGGACUCUCGUCUGCAAUUUGCAGGCGAGCAUUGCACCAUGGUCGCUAAUGGCUGCGUACAUGGCGCUUUCGCUACUGGAGAGACCGCAGCGAAGAAUCUGCUGAACACGUUCGGUAUUGAUUACGAUGGUGGCGACAUCGUGAGUUUGAAGUGA